UACAGCUUCUCUCUCAAUUCUCUGGACUCCAAAAGUGGGCCCACCUUCAUGCACAAGGACUCCACUGGCGGAGAUGGGGCAAGGGGAGUGGAGAGACAAGGCCGUCCCCUUGCCUUUAAAGCCAGCCGGCAGUACGCCACUUUGGCCGACGUCCCCAAGGCCAUUAGGAUCAGUAACCGGGACGCCUUCCAAGUGGAGAAGAAGCGACUAGAGCGACGGUCCCGGGCCCGUAGCCCUGGAAGAGAAGAGGUGGUUCGGCUCUUCGGCAGUGAAAGGAGGUCUUGUUGCUCUUCGCCUUCUCCUGCUGUGUGACGUGUCCACCUUUAUACUCCGCCUGCUUCGCUA
Messenger RNA from Pogona vitticeps (central bearded dragon), 345 nucleotides. Lineage: Eukaryota; Metazoa; Chordata; Lepidosauria; Squamata; Agamidae. The record is from RefSeq and is a predicted model, not a curated record.